CUCUCCCCGCCCCGCCUCCGCGUCUCUCGGCCCCUCCUGGGCCUCUCCCUGACAGGCCGGAAGGGCAGUCCUUCCCCACUGGGCUGCUGGCAGCGCCUGGAAGGCAGCGGCGGCGGCUCCGGGAGGCUGCGGUCUCGGCAUGGACACCCGGCUGGACCAGGAGACUGCGCGGUGGCUGCGAUGGGACAAGAAUCCUUUAACUUUGGAGUCAGUGAAACAACUAAUUGCAGAUGGGAAUAAAGAAGAACUAGAAAAAUGCUUUGGGGCCCGAAUGGAGUUCGGGACAGCUGGCCUUCGAGCCCCAAUGGGAGCAGGAAUUUCUCGUAUGAAUGGCUUGACCAUCAUCCAGACUACACAGGGAUUUUGCAGAUACCUGGAAAAACAAUUCAGUGACCUGAAGCAAAGAGGUGUUGUGAUUAGCUUCGAUGCUCGAGCUCAUCCACCAAGUGGAGGCAACAGCAGAAGAUUUGCCCGACUUGCUGCAACCAUAUUUGUUACCCAAGGGAUUCCUGUGUACCUCUUUUCGGAUAUAACCCCAACCCCCUUUGUGCCCUACACAGUGCUGCAUCUGAAACUCUGUGCUGGAAUCAUGAUAACUGCCUCCCAUAACCCAAAGCAAGAUAAUGGUUACAAGGUCUACUGGGACAAUGGAGCUCAGAUCACCUCUCCUCAUGACAAAGGGAUUUCUCAAGCUAUUGAAGAAAAUCUAGAGCCAUGGCCUCAAGCUUGGGAUGAUUCUUUACUUAAUGGCAGUCCACUGCUUCAUGACCCAAGUGCUUCCAUCAAUAAGAGCUACUUUGAAGACCUGAAAAAAUACUGUUUUCACAGGAGUGUGAACAGGGAGACCAAGGUGAAGUUUGUGCACACCUCUGUCCACGGCGUGGGUCAUGACUUUGUGCAGUCGGCUUUCAAGGCUUUUGACUUUGCUCCUCCUGAGGCUGUUCCUGAACAGAAAGAUCCCGAUCCUGAGUUCCCAACAGUGAAAUACCCGAAUCCUGAAGAGGGUAAAGGAGUCUUGACCUUAUCUUUUGCCUUGGCUGACAAAACCAAGGCCAGAAUCAUUUUAGCAAACGACCCGGAUGCUGAUAGACUCGCUGUGGCAGAAAAGCAGGACAGCGGUGAAUGGAGAGUGUUUUCAGGCAACGAGUUGGGGGCCCUCUUGGGCUGGUGGCUUUUUACUUCUUGGAAAGAAAAGAACCAAGAUCACAGUGCCCUCAAAGACAUAUACAUGUUGUCCAGCACGGUCUCCUCCAAAAUCUUGCGAGCCAUUGCCUUAAAGGAGGGCUUUCACUUUGAGGAAACACUAACUGGCUUUAAGUGGAUGGGAAACCGAGCCAGACAGCUAAUAGACCAGGGGAAGAAUGUCUUAUUUGCAUUUGAAGAAGCUAUCGGAUAUAUGUGCUGCCCUUUUGUUCUGGACAAAGAUGGGGUCAGUGCUGCUGUCAUAAGCGCAGAGUUGGCUAGCUUUCUAGCAACCAAGAAUUUGACUUUGUCUCAGCAGCUGAAGGCCAUCUAUGUUGAGUAUGGCUACCAUAUUACCAAAGCUUCAUAUUUUAUUUGCCAUGAUCAAGGCACCAUUAAACAAUUAUUUGAAAACCUUAGAAACUAUGAUGGGAAGAAUAAUUAUCCAAAAACUUGUGGCAGAUUUGCAAUUUCUGGUAUUAGAGACCUUACAACCGGCUAUGAUGAUAGCCAACCUGAUAAAAAAGCUGUUCUCCCUACUAGCAAAAGCAGCCAAAUGAUCACCUUUACCUUUGCUAAUGGGGGCGUGGCCACCAUGCGGACCAGCGGGACUGAACCCAAGAUCAAGUACUAUUCGGAACUGUGUGCCCCCCCUGGAAAUAGUGAUCCUGAGCAGCUGAAGAAGGAACUCAAUGAACUAGUCAGUGCUAUUGAGGAACAUUUUUUCCAGCCACAAAAGUACAACCUGCAACCAAAGGCAGAGUGAAAUAUAUCAACCAUGGGCGUAAUUACAAUCAAGCUACUGGUGAUUAAUUAAGCAAUGUUUUUGAGGACCAAAUGAUUUAAAUGGUCGCUCUAAGUAUUUAUAUUUUUUUAAUAGGCCUACAUUCCUCAUUGUUCUAUUUUUUUACCUUUAAGAUGAAUAAAGAUGGCCAAACCCAAGAAACCAAUUAAAUUUAAUUCCUAUUAAAAGGUUAAGCCUGAGCAUUUCCUGAAUUAAAAAAAUGAAGAUUUUAAAAAUAGCAAACUUUCAAAACUGUACUGUAAUUCAUAUGCUUUAAUUAGAAUAAAUAACAAAUGUGUCUUUUCUAUCAUUCUUUUUAUGAAUAAUUAAAAUCACCAGAAACCCUAUACAAUUACUAAAUUCUGGGCUGUCAUAUCAUAGGAUAACCACUUUUUAGGUAUAUGUAUAUUUACAUUUGUAUCACUUGCUUAUAAAGCAAAAUAUUUAAACAAAUUGAAUGUCCUGUUCAUGUUUAGGGAAAAACAGGAACCUAUAAAGUGGAGCAAAAGAUACUUUAAAAAGAGAAAAUUUUCCAUCUAAAACUUUUUAGUUGUAAUAAUCCAUCAUUGUACAGUGUUUACAUGCUAGGAAAAAACAGCCUUAUCAUCUUUGUUCAGUACACUAACAUUCAUUUUCUCUCUUUAAAUCUUGAAUUUAAAAAUUGGUUAUUUGAAACUGCAAAGUUCUUUAUUGCACAGUUGUUUGCUUUGGUACAAGUUAAUGUAAUUUUUGGGACUGAGGCACAAAGACUAUAAGCUUUAACUAUUUGCCUGACUUUGCUUUUUUUGCUUUGAUCAUAUGUAAUUAAAAUCUAAAACUAUUAGAUUUCCUUUUCAGGUUUAUAUUUAGCCUGUGCCUUCUAUUCUUCUCAUAACCAAUGGCCUUAAAACCAUCCAAAAUUACUCCCUUUGAGCCCCCAUGAGUCAGGACCAAGCCGUUCUUUAUAUACUUUGUAUAUUUCAUGUGGUUUUCUGUUUUUAAAACAAAUGAUUCCCCAUUAUUAUUAUGACUAACCUAAAUGCUUACUAAGUUUCAGAAUGAUGAAAAAUUACAAUCCUAUUGGCAUUUUUUUCUAAAGUAAAAGGGAAAAUGUUUUUAUGUCUUAGUGAUACAUAGUUUGUGCCCUAUCAGAACUUUUAAAUCUGUAAUAUUCGAUAUAUUCUGUCAGCUGCUUCAUUGUAGCUGUUAUGUAUUUUUGUUUUAUAGUGUUUUGUAGUCUCACACUGCACCCUAGAAAUAAAGUCUGUAUCCUCUCUACA
This is a messenger RNA of Leopardus geoffroyi (Geoffroy's cat), 3225 nucleotides long. RefSeq names its product phosphoglucomutase 2 (gene PGM2). NCBI's taxonomy places the organism in Eukaryota, Metazoa, Chordata, Mammalia, Carnivora, Felidae. The transcript has 14 exons. Gene Ontology annotation, biological process: purine ribonucleoside salvage; carbohydrate metabolic process. The record is from RefSeq and is a predicted model, not a curated record. Bases 140 to 1948 code for a protein of 602 amino acids. Gene Ontology annotation, molecular function: magnesium ion binding; phosphopentomutase activity.